Molecule: messenger RNA, 6885 nt
Organism: Pedinophyceae sp. YPF-701
Lineage: Eukaryota; Viridiplantae; Chlorophyta; Pedinophyceae
Source: the annotation of a GenBank genome assembly
AUGGCCAUGGAAGUUGGCGCGGGCGUCGCGCCCGUGGUGGGCCCGCCGCGCAUGACGAGCGUGAUGCGAUCCCUGGAGUGUAGCCAGCAGGGGCUGCCGAUCCCGGACCUGAGCGCACUCACCAUUUCGCGGCAGAAGCAGCUCGAUGAAGCGCGGAAGCGGUCCCCGGGCGCCGCCGUGAAGCGCUCAGCGCUCGCACACUCCAUCCUGGGCGACUGGAACCGCGCUCCCAAGGCCGCCCGCGACGCAUACGACGGGUUCAUUCGCUGCGUGGGCCGCCUCGCUCGAAUCGAAGCCGACCCCAACGAAGUUCAGGACACAGCGCCCGCUGUAUGGUCGGCCCUGUCCUCGGCGGGCCCGCCGGACGUCGACCGCUUCCGCGGCGCGUCCCUGGCACGCCACAAGCAGGCCCUGGCCGCGCACGGCGUCCCCCACGUGGACGAGAGCGCCCUCCCCGCGGCCGUCGACGCCGUCGCGACGCUCAUGCACUGGCAGCUCCAGCUCGUCGGCACCGACGCCGAGGUCGCGAACGGCGACGCACGCGCACGUGCGCAGGCGGGGGAGUUUGCCGCUGGUGCCGCGGCGCCGUGUCUGGGGGACGACCUGCUCUUCGUGCCGCCGCGCAGGCCGCAGGGCGACCCGGUGUCCGCGGUGCUCGGCAUGGGGUCCGGGCGGCAGGGGGGACUCGCGGACGAGCUGCGGCGCGAAGCGCGCGCGGCAGAGGCGGAGGAGGGCGAGCGCGCGGCCCGCGACCUCGCGGAUGCGGGGGCCUCGUCGGACAGCGACUGGUCGGACGAGGACGCCGACAAACACCCCUGGGGCUCUGUCAAGCUCGGCGAGCUCAUGGACUGGUGCGAGCGCGCGGUCACCGUGUGCCAGAGCCCCGUCAUGAGCUCCGUCGACGCGAUGACGCAGGCCACGUGCCGCGCGCUCCUCACAGCCACCACGGCCGACGCCGCCGCUGCGGAGCUCUUCGACCUGCUGGGCGAGGGCGGGUUCGAGCUCAUCGGCGAGCUGCUCGCGAAGUUCGAACCGCUGCGCGCGCUCCUGCAGUACCGCGUCCGCGAGGCGCGGGAGAGCGAGACGCAGUCUGCGCAGGCACAGAUGCCGGUGUUCGCACGCGGCUUCUCUGUGGCGACGGGGAAGAUGAAGGAGCGGGAGAAGGCGCUGCGGCGGGACCGGAGGAAGGGGGCGGGGGCGGUCGCGGGCGACCUGGAGUGGCUGCAGCAGGUUGGGCUGCAGCAGUUGGUGGACGAGGAGGUCGAGAGGGAACAGGCCGAGGCGGACGCCAGGGUGGCGGAGCGGCAGGCGGUGGGCGAGGGGGGGCCGGGGGGGCACACGGCGGGGGCGCUGCCGGCGGGCACGGUGCGGAAGAACUUCAAGGGGUACCAGGAGGUGCGGGUUCCAGCGACGCCCACGGGGGAGAUGCAGCCCGGGGAGCGGCUGGUGCCGAUCUCGGAGCUGGACGAGUGGGCGCAGACGGCGUUCGAGGGAUACAAGACCCUGAACCGCAUCCAGUCGCGGAUCUUCUCGACGGCGUACACGACGAACCAGAACAUGCUCGUGUGCGCGCCCACGGGCGCCGGGAAGACCAACAUCGCGAUGUUGACGGUGCUGCACGAGGUGGCGCAGAACAUGGUCAACGGCGUGGUGCAGCGCGGCGCGUUCAAGGUGGUGUACGUCGCGCCCAUGAAGGCCCUCGCCGGGGAGGUCACGGCGGCGUUCUCGAAGCGCCUCCAGGGCCUCGGGCUCGUGGUCCGCGAGCUGACGGGGGACAUGCAGCUGACGCAAAAGGAGAUGGCAGAGACGCAGAUGAUCGUGACGACGCCGGAGAAGUGGGACGUGAUCACACGCAAGGGCGGGGACGCCGCGGUGACCGCCGCGGUGAAGCUGCUAAUCAUCGACGAGGUGCACCUGUUGAACGACGACCGCGGACCGGUGAUCGAGACGCUGGUGGCGCGGACGCUGCGGCUGGUGGAGGCGUCGCAGUCGAUGAUCCGCAUCGUCGGGCUGUCGGCGACGCUCCCGAACUACAAGGACGUGGCGACGUUCCUGGGCGUCAACCACACGGGGGGGUUGUUUUUCUUCGACCAGUCGUACCGCCCCGUGCCGCUGGAAACGCACUACCUCGGCGUGACCGAGACGAACGUCAUGGCGCAGAAGCAGCUCAUGAACGAGCUCGCGUACGACAAGUGCGUCGAGACCCUCCGGCAGGGCCAUCAGGCGAUGGUGUUUGUGCACUCGCGCAAGGACACGGGCAAGACGGCGCGGGCGCUCGCGGAGAUCGCGCAGGCGCGCGGGCACCUCGACCUCUUCGUGCCCGAGGAGCGCACGGAGGCGUACGAGAUCCUGGCGCGCGAGGUCAAGAAGAGCCGCAACCGCGAGCUCCAGGAGAUCUUCAGCAGUGGGUUCGGAAUGCACCACGCGGGGAUGCUGCGGUCCGACCGGAACCUCGUGGAGAAGCUCUUCGCGCGCGGGAUGAUCAAGGUGCUGUGCUGCACGGCGACGCUCGCGUGGGGCAUCAACCUCCCCGCGGCCACAGUCAUCAUCAAGGGCACGCAGCUGUACGACGCCGCGCGCGGGUGCUUCAAGGACGUGGGCGUGCUGGACGUGCAGCAGAUCUUCGGGCGCGCGGGGCGCCCGCAGUACAAGAUCCCCGGCCUCGGCGUCAUCCUCACGACGCACGACAAGCUCCCGAAGUACCUGGCCAUGCUGACUGCGCAGGUGCCGAUCGAGAGCCAGUUCGAAAAGGGGCUCGUGGACAACCUGAACGCGGAGAUCGUGCUCGGGACCGUCACGAGCGUCAAGGAGGCGGCGACGUGGCUCAGCUACUCGUACAUGUACGUGCGCAUGAUGAAGAAUCCGCUGGCGUACGGCAUCGGGUGGCUGGAGCUGCAGACGGACCCCACGCUGGAGCAGUACAGGCGCAAGCUGGUCACCAAGGCGGCCAGGGAGCUCGAGAAGUGCAAGAUGGCGCGCUUCGACGAGCGGUCCGGUCUGCUGUACGUGACGGAGCUCGGCCGCGUCGCCUCGCACUUCUACAUCCAGCACUCGACGAUCGUCCUCUUCAACGAGCAGCUCCGGAAGAACAUGUCUAUCGAGUCGAUCCUGGCUCUCAUGUCGGGCGCGUCGGAGUUCGAGAACAUCGCGGUGCGCGAGGAGGAGCUGCAAGAGCUCGACUCGAUCCAGCGGGAGUGGGCCGAGUGCGACGUCCGCGGCGGCGUCGAGAACCGGCAGGGCAAGGUCAACGCGUUGAUGCAGAGCUACAUCUCUCGGGCGCGCAUCGAGAGCUUCUCGCUCACGGCCGACCAGAACUACGUCGCGCAGAACGCGCCGCGCAUCGCGCGCGCGCUGUUUGAGAUCUGCCUGCGCCGCGGGUGGCCGGGGAUGUCGGAGACGCUCUUGACGCUGUGCAAGGCCUUCGAGCGGCGCCUGUGGCCGUCGCAGCACCCUCUGCGGCAGUUCGACGGCGCGCUGACGUUCGAGGUGAUGAACAAGGUCGAGGACAAGCGGCUGUCGCUCGAGCGGCUGUGGGACAUGGACGCGGCGGAGAUCGGGCGGCUGAUGCGGUUCCAGAAGGCGGGGCAGCAAGUUCGCGAGUGCGUGGAGAGCUUUCCGGCGCUGGAGCUCGACUGCCAGAUCCAGCCGAUCACGCGGACGGUCCUGCGCGUGGUGCUCAAGGUCACGCCGACCUUCCGGUGGAAGGAGCGCUACCACGGGCAGAGCCAGCGCUGGCUGAUAUGGGUCGAAGACUCGGAGAACGAGCACUUGUAUCACACGGAGCUCUGGCAGCUCAGCAAGCGCAUGGCGAGCGAGGGGCAGCACACGGUCGCCUUCACCAUCCCCAUCUUUGAGCCCCUGCCCUCCCAGUACUACGUCCGCGCCAUCAGCGACUCCUGGCUGCACGCCGAGGCCUUCUACGAGAUGAAGUUCGACCAGCUCAUCCUCCCCGAACGCUACCCGCCGCACACGGAGCUCCUCGACCUGGACCCGCUCCCGCGGUCGGCCCUCGGCGAGCCUGCCUUCGAGGCGAUGUACGAGCGGCGCUUCACGCACUUCAACCCCGUGCAGACGCAGUGCUUCCACGUGCUGUACCACACGGACGAAAACGUGCUGAUGGGCGCGCCGACGGGGUCCGGGAAGACGGUCAUGGCGGAGCUGGCGAUGCUGCGCCUGUUCCGCGCGCACCCGGACAUGAAGGUCAUUUACAUCGCGCCGCUGAAGGCGCUGGUGCGGGAGCGGCUGUCGGACUGGGGCGCGCGCGAGGGGGGCCUGUGCGCGCGGCUGGGGAAGUCGAUGGUGGAGCUGACGGGCGACUACACGCCGGACCUGCGUGCGCUGCUCGCGGCGGACAUCAUCAUCGCGACGCCGGAGAAGUGGGACGGUAUUUCGCGCAACUGGCAGACGCGCGCGUACGUCAAGCGGGUCGGGCUGCUGGUGAUCGACGAGAUUCACCUGCUGGGGGCGGACCGGGGGCCGACCAUCGAGGUGAUCGUGUCGCGCAUGCGGUACAUCGCGGCGCAGACUGGGAAGGGAGUUCGCAUGGUCGGGCUUUCGACGGCCCUCGCCAACGCCCACGACCUGUCGAGCUGGAUGGGCGUCCCCGACGAGGGCCUCUUCAACUUCAAGCCCUCGGUGCGCCCCGUGCCCCUCGAGGCGCACAUCCAGGGAUACCCAGGGAAGUUCUACUGCCCGCGCAUGGCCACCAUGAACAAGCCGGCGUACGCCGCCAUCCGCACGCACUCCCCGGAGAAGCCCGUGCUGGUGUUCGUGUCGUCCCGGCGCCAGACGCGCCUCACGGCGCUCGACCUGAUCGCGUACGCCGCCGCGGACAACCGUCCGCGCACGUUCCUGCACACCGACGACGACGAGAUCGCCGCGCUGGUGGCCCAGGUCCGCGACGCGAGCCUGCAGCACACGCUGCAGUUCGGCAUCGGCCUCCACCACGCCGGCCUCGCCGAGAUCGACCGCAAGAUAGUCGAGAAGCUGUUCGUGGAGGGCAGCAUCCAGGUGCUGGUGGCGACGUCCACGCUGGCGUGGGGCGUCAACACGCCCGCGCACCUGGUGAUCAUCAAGGGCACGGAGUACUACGACGCGCCGUCGAAGCGGUACGUCGACUACCCGAUCACGGACGUCCUGCAGAUGAUGGGGCGUGCUGGGCGCCCCCAGUACGACCGGCACGGCGUGGCGGUCAUCAUGGUGCACGAGCCGAAAAAGUCCUUCUACAAGAAGUUCCUGUACGAGCCGUUCCCUGUCGAGUCCAGCCUCCCGGACCAGCUGUCCGACCACAUGAACGCCGAGAUCGUGGGGGGGACUGUCCGGUCGCGUCAGGACGCCGUGGACUACCUGACGUGGACGUUCUUCUUCCGCAGGCUGCUCCAGAACCCGUCGUACUAUGACCUCGAGGACGUGCAGCCCGAAUCAGUGAACACGCUCCUUUCGGAGCUCAUCGAGGACACCCUGAUCGAUCUCGAGUCCGCGGGGUGCCUGACCGUCGCGCCCGUCGAGGAGGGGGGGGCUAUUACCCCCCUGACACCAGGAAAGAUCGCCUCGCUGUACUACCUACAAUACACCACCAUGGCGACCUUCUCCGAGGUCAUGGGCCCGGGCAUGGGCAUCGCCGAGGUCCUCGACGCCCUGUGCGCGGCGUCGGAGUACGACGAGCUGCCCGUCCGGCACAACGAGGACCGACACAACAUGGACCUCUCCGACGAAGUGCGGUUCCCGAUCCCGGCGCGGUCCGCCGACGACCCGCACGCCAAGGCGUCGCUGCUGCUCCAGGCGCACAUGGGCCGCAUCCCCCUGCCCAUCUCCGACUACGUCACCGACAGCAAGGCCGUGUUGGACAACUCCAUCCGAAUCCUGCAAGCAAUGAUCGACUACUCGGCGGACGCCGGGUGGCUCGACACCGCGCUGUCGUGCAUGGCGCUCGUCCAGUCCGUCGUCCAGGCGCGCUGGCUCGACGACUCCUCCCUGACUCAGCUCCCUCUCGUGACGCCGCGCGAGGCGGCGCAGCUGGCGCAGCGCGGGUUCGGGGUCCUGCCGCAGCUCGUCGAGGCCGUGGCCGCGACCGAGAAGGACGGCAAGGGCGGAGGCGCGGUGGAGGCGGCGCUGAAGGACGCUCUGGGCCCCAAGGGCGCGCGCGAUGUCAUGGGGGUGUGUGGGAGACUCCCCUUGGUUGACGUCAGCGUCGAGGUCCGAGAGCACGUGGGGGCGGGCGAGAUUGAGGACGAGGACGGCGUGCCCGGCGACGUGUCUGCGGCGGUCGCAAAGGCCGCGGCGGCGAAGGCGGGGGGGUCUGUUGCGGCAGUCCCCGCGGGGGAGUGGGAGGUGUGCGUGGCGCUGGAGCGCGCGUGGGGCAAGAGCCCGCGCAACGCGCCGCCGCGGGCGUACACGCCGCGGUUCCCGAAGGUCAAGGACGAGGGCUGGUGGCUCGUGCUGGGCGACGCUGAGGGCCGGGAGCUGCUGGCAAUGCGGCGCGUGUCGUUUGGGCAGAAGGGGACGUUCAAGCUGACGUGCCCGCGCGCCGGCGGGUCCGGACACGCGCUGGACCAUGCCACGCUGUACCUCGUCUCCGACUGCCUGCUCGGGCUGGACCAGGAGGUCGAAGUGUCGUUCGCCGACGCCUUGCCAGCAGCCAAGGCGCAGCGGGCGCCGCGGGGGCGGCGGCAGCCGGCGCGUGACGGCGACGAGGACGCGCGAGCAGCGGGCGACGCGCCGUGUCGCGGGAAAGGCAAGGGUCCGGGCGACGAGUACGCGGACGAGCCACCUUGUGGGGUACAGAUACGCUUCGGUGACGCAACGAAGGCAGACGGCGGCGCUGGAGGGGGCUCUGCGGGCGACCGGGACGACGACGACGACGUCGACGAGCUGUGGGGCGUGUGA